Molecule: messenger RNA, 8369 nt
Organism: Pollicipes pollicipes
Lineage: Eukaryota; Metazoa; Arthropoda; Thecostraca; Pollicipedomorpha; Pollicipedidae
Gene: l(3)80Fj
Product: lethal (3) 80Fj
Exons: 44
Coding region: 145-8070 (2641 amino acids)
Biological process (GO): cellular response to amino acid starvation; regulation of translation
Cellular component (GO): cytosol
Molecular function (GO): protein kinase regulator activity
Source: RefSeq, a predicted model, not a curated record
CAACAACGUGUGCGUUGGAUAGGGCGAUUGAAUUGGUGGGUUUUGCCGGUUGCGAUAUUUAUGGUAUUUACGUAAGGAGUUAGGGUUAGUUAUCAUUCAAGGGUGAGCAAAGAAUUUGAGGAGUCAAGCACUUCCAGGGCACAGAUGGAAGAGGUAAAAGCUAUGCUGAAAGAAAUUCCUGGGAGGAUUGGUUCUGCCAGCCUCACAGAGAGGCGACAUGUCUUUGACCAGCUGGACAAAGCCAUUAAAACAGCUGAGCUGCCAGAGCCGGCCGUGCGGGGCAUCUGUCGGCUGCUGGCCUCCACACUGUACCGCUACAAUGACAACAAGUCGCGCGCCCUGGUGGCGGCCGCCGUUCGCCAACUGGCCGCGCACCACGCGGAGGCGGCUGGCCGCCACCUGCCGGCGGCGCUGGCCGACACGGCCCGCGCCUGCAGCGCCGCGCACGCCUCCAAGUCGAGCGCCGGCACGCACUUGGUGGCCUUCUCCUGGACUUGCACGCUGCUGGAGCUGAGCUUCGCCGCGCCGCUGGCCGGCCAGCAGGAGUUCGCCGCGCUGGCCGGCGUACAGGCGCGCCUGCUCACCAGCGUGGUGGCCUCUGAGCAGAACAAGCUGGCGGACAAGGCACACAAGGCGUUCAGCCAGGCGUUGCGGACGGACGAGCAGGUUGAAGCUUACCUUGGGUACCUCAGCGCGACCGAGCUGACCCUGGCGGACCUGGUGCUCGGCUCUCAUGUCGUCCGCUGCCUGGCCGGCCGGAAGCAGACGGACCAGAUCGCACGGCUGAAGAAGCCGUUGCUGGCGGGCGUGGUGCGGGUGGUGGUGGGCGGCAAGAGCCGGUCGCCGGCGGCGCCGCUGCUUUACUGCGGCCACGUGCUGCGCCACCUGACGCACGCUGAGUUCGGCGGCGAGCUGCUGCCGGCGCUGGGGCGCGCCCUGCUGCGCAGUCCCGAGUUGGCCGUCAGCAGCGCCGCUGCCCUGCUCGACCGGCUCCAGCUCGACCUCAGCCAGUACGCCGGCGAGCUGGCCAAACCGCUCGGAACGCACAUCCACAGCAAGGACGAGCAAACGCGCGAGGACACGAGCCGCGCGCUGCUGGCGCUGGUGCGCCACUGCAGCGACGCGGCGGCCGUGCAGCUGCUGCUGGACCGGCUUCUGGGCGUGCUGCACGGCUCUGAGGGCAAGCUAACCGUGCUCGAUCAAAAGCUGGCCGUCCUCAAGGCCGUCGGAAACCUGUCACAGAGCGCUGUGACGGGCAGCAGCACCCAGACUCUGGUGUCCUCGGCUGCCGGCGGCUUCGUCCGGGUGUUUGAGUCGGAAGCUCACGAGGGCACGCUGGUGGUGGCGCUGCGUCAGCUGCGCCGGUGGUGUGCCUGCAUCGCCGGCCAGCCGCCGCCGCAGCUCGUGGAUUGGUUCAAGAAGUGCCUGGGCCUCAAGUCGACGACGUCGGCCGCCCGUCUGGGCCACCUGCUGUGUAUGGAGGUGACGCUGAAGGGCGCGGCGGCGCCGCUUCUGGCCGACAUCACCGAGCCGCUCACCAAGACUGUGGAGCGGGCCGUCGCCAACAGCUCCCAGGUGCCGGUGGUGGCUGAGGGAGUUGUGGCCGCUCUCCUGCUGCUGCGGCUUACGGAUGUCGACCCCGCCGUGAAGCUGGACAACGUCUUCAGCAUGCUGCUGGACGAGAAGCGGACCUUCUUCAAUGAGAAGUUUGUGCAGGCCGCCCCUGACGAUGCGGUGACCUGCCUCUGUCAGCUGUGCGAGCGGCUGUUGCACACGCACGCCGAGCGAGUGUCGCGCGUAGCCGGCGCCGACCGAGCCGUGGCGCGCGCGCUGGUGCUGGUGCUGUGCCGGCCGGGCGCGGCGCUGGUGCGUGCCGCCGCCGCCGCCGCCACCCGCCGCCUGACGGCCGCGCUCGGCGGCGCCCAGCUGGCUGCUCUUAUGCUGGACGAAUGUCGCGACUACCUGGACAGCGUCAGGGUACAGCCGUCGAGCGGGGAACUCGAGCCGGCCGAGCCGCCCUGCCUCACCUCCCACCUGGUGGCAUUCUGCCUGGGCGCCGUGUGCGAGAUCAAGGACCUCCAGCAGCACGAAGCCGACAUGCUGGCACUCCGGCUGCUCCAGCCCGCUCAUCACCCGGCCGUCGUGGCCGACCGGCCGGACCUGUGGGUACGCAUCGUGAAGUGGCUCGGCGUGGGGCCGGUCCAGUUUGUGGAGCGCCACCAGGCCGACCUGAUCCGGCUCUUCACCGAGGAGUACCGGCCGACCAAGGCGUGGCAGGCGGCCCUGUCCACGCUGGUCUCGCUGGCCGGCGACGCGCUCGUGCCGCCUGUCGUCCAGUUCGCCAUGUCGUGUCUGCGCGAGGAGGCGCUGAUGACCGUAUCGCUGGAGGAGUACAACAUCUACCGCACGCCCGAGGGCACCCUGUACGACACCAGCGUCAAGGACAGCGCCAAGGAGGUGCAGUCAGCCAACAUCAAGCGUGACAGCAAGCUGUACUCGUACAAGGAGCAGAUGGAGGAGCGUGCUCUGCGGCUGGAGCUGGAGGCCAAGCGGCGCCGCGAGGGACGCGCCGUGCCCGAGCAGCUGACCGCCAAACAGAAGGAGGCCGUGGCCCAGCAGCUGGAGAGAGAGAGCAAGAUCAGGAGUCGGUUGGUCGAGGUGGACGCUCGCUUCAGUGCAGCCGCGUCGCUGGUGGACGCCGCCGCUGCCGGUGCCCCGACGUCGCUGCAGCAGCAGUACACCGAGCUGCUGCCGACGCUGGUCUCGUCCCUGCAGUCGCCGCUGGCGGCGCCCGUCACCAGCCAGCUGUGGCUGCGGCUGGCCCGGCUGCCCUUCGACGCGCCUCAGAAGCCUCUGGCGGAGACCGUGGCGCACGUCACCCUCCGUCUGGCCGAGCCGCAGUGCGCCGUGGAUGCCGGCUGGGAGGCAGAGCAGCCGGCCGAGGCCGCCUACUGGCGCGUGCUGCGCCUUCUGCACGAUCGCUGCGCCGCCGCCGGCCGGCUGCGGGCGCCCGCCUUCGUCGUCUGUUUCCACCUGCUGCGGCACGUGCUGGAGACGGCCACCGACGACGAGGAGCUCAUGCUGAAGGGCCUCAGGCUGAUCCAGAUGCACGCCGAGCUGCGAGGCGACGGCGAUCUCAGCGACCCGAGCCUGCUGCCGCGCCGGGCGCUCAUCACGCUCGUGCUGCGCGUCAUCGGCGCCACGGCCGGCCGGGUGCAGCAGAAAGCGUGCGCCGCGCUGCUGGAGCUGGCCGCCUGCGCCUCUGGCGAGGAGGGCUGCGCCGUGGCCGGUCGGCCCGAGCUGCAGGCGCUGCUCGACGCUCUGCGCAGCCCGGUCGUCUCGGUUCGCGACGCCGCGCUGCGGAGUCUGAACGUGCUGGCGGACGUGUUGGAGUCGCUGGAGGGCUCGGAGCUGCCGCACGUACUCGCCGAGAGGAUCUUCCUCACCAAGUUUGACGACUCGGACGAGAUCAGGUCGGCCGGUGACCAGCUGUGGGAACGUCUGUCGCUGACCGAGGAGGCGUGGCUGCUGGCGCCGCUGCUGGAGGACGCGGUGUACCCGGAAGAGUGUGUGCAGCGCGCGGCGGCCAGCGGACUGGCCAGCCUGCUGCAGGAUCACGGUGCUCAAACGGCCACCGUGCUGCAGCAGCUGCUGACGCUGUACGACGACAAGCUGGAGAUGACGCCGCCGGUGCUGGACCAGUUCGGCCGGGUGGUGCAUGAGGCGCAGGACGUCUGGCGGCCGCGGCUGGGCGUGGCGCUGGCGCUGAAGGCCAUCGGACCGUUCUGCCAGGACAAGCUGAUCGCUCAGAUCAUGUCGUUCUUCGUGCCGACUGGUCUGGGGGACCGAGCCGCAGACGUCCGCAACGGCAUGCUGUCGGCGGCGCUGACCUGCGUUGAAGCCAACGGAAAGGAGGCGGCCACCAGCCUGCUGCCCGUGUUCGACGAAUUCCUGGACUCGGCGCCGGCCACGCAGAACUUCGACUCGGUCCGCCAGUCUGUCGUUAUCCUCAUGGGCUCACUGGCAAAGCAUCUGAACAAGACCGACCCCAAGAUCAAGCCUAUCGUCACCAAGCUGAUCCAGGCCCUGGACACGCCCUCCGAGCAGGUGCAGAACUCCGUGUCCUCGUGCCUGCCGGCGCUGGUGCCGGCCAUCAAGGAGGACGUGCCGGCCAUGGUGCGCCAGAUGCUGUCCCGUCUGCUGGAGUCGGACAAGUUCUCGCAGCGGCGCGGCGCCGCCUACGGCAUCGCCGGCCUCGUCAAGGGUCUCGGUAUCCUGGCCCUGAAGCAGCUCGAGAUCAUGAACGUGCUCAUCAAUGCCAUUCAGGACAAGAAGGACUUCAAAAAACGAGAGGGCGCCCUCUUUGCCUUCACCAUGCUCUGCAACAUGCUGGGCCGGCUGUUCGAGCCAUACAUCGUGCACGUGCUGCCCCACCUGCUGCUCUGCUACGGCGACUCCAACUUGUACGUGCGGGAGGCGACAGACGAGACGGCGCGUGCCGUCAUGUCCAACCUGUCGGCGCACGGCGUCAAGCUGGUGCUGCCCUCGCUGCUGGCCGCGCUCGAGGAGGACUCGUGGCGCACGAAGGCCGGCUCUGUGGAGCUACUGGGCUCGAUGGCGUACUGCGCGCCCAAGCAGCUCUCGUCGUGCCUGCCCAGCAUCGUGCCUCAGCUGAUCGAGGUGCUGGGCGACUCGCACCAGCGCGUGCAGCGCGCCGGCGCCCAGGCGCUCAAGCAGAUCGGCUCAGUCAUCCGCAACCCCGAGAUCCAGGCGAUCGUGCCGACGCUGCUGUCGGCGCUGCAGGACCCGGCCGGCCGCACCUCGUCGGCGCUCACCAUUCUCAUCGACACCAAGUUCGUGCACGUGAUCGACGCGCCGUCGCUGGCGCUCAUCAUGCCGGUGGUGCAGCGAGCCUUCCAGGACCGGUCGACUGAGGUGCGCAAGAUGGCCGCCCAAAUCAUCGGCAACAUGUACUCGCUGACAGACCAGAAGGAUCUGGCGCCGUACCUGCCCGGCAUCAUCCCCGGUCUCAAGUCGUCCCUGCUCGACCCCGUGCCGGAGGUGCGCAGCAAGUCUGCGCGCGCGCUGGGCGCCAUGGUGCGUGGCAUCGGCGAGUCUUCGUUCGAGGACCUGCUGCCGUGGUUGAUGCAGACGCUGACCUCUGAGCAGAGUUCGGUGGACCGCUCCGGCGCCGCCCAGGGACUCAGCGAGGUGGUCGGCGGCCUGGGCGUCCAGAAGCUGCACAAGCUGAUGCCAGACAUCAUCGCGACGGCAUCACGGACGGACAUCGCGCCGCACGUCAAGGACGGCUACAUAAUGAUGUUCAUCUACAUGCCGAUGGUGUUCCAGUCAGAAUUCACCCCGUACAUCGGCCAGAUCAUCCCGUCCAUCUUGAAGGCGCUGGCGGACGAGACUGAGUUUGUGCGCGAGACGGCACUGAAGGCGGGCCAGCGGAUUGUGAACGUGUACGCCGACACCGCCGUACAGCUGCUGCUGCCAGAGCUCGAGCUGGGCCUAUUCGACGACAACUGGCGCAUCCGGUUCAGCUCGAUCCAGCUGCUGGGUGACCUGCUCUACCGGAUAUCGGGCGUGUCCGGCAAGAUGAGCACGGAGACGGCCGGCGACGACGACAACUUCGGCACCGAGCACAGCCAGCAGUCGAUCAUCCACAUCUUGGGCGUGGAACGGCGCAACCGGGUGCUCUCCGGCCUGUACAUGGGCCGCUCGGACGUGGCGCUGAUGGUGCGCCAGAUCUCGCUACACGUCUGGAAGAUCGUGGUUCCCAACACGCCGCGCACGCUGCGUGAGAUCCUGCCCACGCUGUUCACCCUGCUGCUCGGACACCUGGCCAGCACCAGCCACGACAAGCGCCAGGUGGCAGCGCGGACGCUGGGCGACCUGGUGCGGAAGCUGGGCGAGCGCGUGCUGCCGGAGAUCAUCCCGAUCUUGGAGCGGGGCCUGCAAUCGGACGAACCGGACCAGCGCCAGGGCGUCUGCAUCGGCCUGAGCGAGAUCAUGGCCUCCACCAGCCGGGACAUGGUGCUCGCCUUCGUCGACAGUCUGGUGCCCACCGUCAGGCGGGCGCUGUCUGACCCUCUGCCGGAGGUGCGCGCCGCCGCCGCCCAGACGUUCGACUCGCUCCACAACACGGUGGGCACGCGCGCCCUGGACGAGAUCCUGCCGCCGCUGAUGGAGCAGCUGAGCCACCCCGGCGGACAGGCGGAGUACGUGCUGGACGGCCUGCGUCAGGUGAUGGCCAUCAAGUCGCGGGUCGUGCUGCCGUACAUGGUGCCGCAGCUGACGGCGCCGCCCGUCAACACCAAGGCGCUCAGCAUCCUGGCCUCGGUGGCCGGCGACGCCCUGACGCGCCACCUCGGCCGCAUCCUGCCGGCGCUCAUGUCAGCCAUGGGCGCCGCCGAGGCCGGCGAGCCGGCCGCAGAGCAGGCCGGCUACUGCGAGUCGGUGAUCCUGUCGGUGCUGGAGCCGGGCGGCGUGCGGACCGUGGUGGACGAGCUGCUGGAGGCGACGCGCGCCGGCUCGCUGCCGCGCCGCCGCGCCGCCGUGGCGCUGCUCGCGUCGUUCUGCGGCCAGACGCGCGCCGACUACGAGCAGCACGUGCCGCAGCUGUUACGCGGACUCACGCAUCUCUUCAUCGACGAAGAUGAGCGCCUGCUGCAGUCUGCCUGGGAGGGUCUAAGCGCCGUCAUCAAGCGGUUGGAGCUGGAUGACGAGCACAGCUACUACAUCCCGGACGUGCGCCAGGCGGUGCGGUUCGCCGCCAGCGACCUCAAGGGCAAGCAGCUCAUGCCCGGCUUCUGCCUGCCCAAGGGCAUCACCCCGAUGCUGCCCAUCUUCCGCGAGGCGGUGCUGAACGGCGCGCCCGAGCUGAAGGAGUCGGCGGCCGCCGGUCUGGCUGAGAUGAUCCGGCUGACUUCGCCGGCGGCGCUGCGCACCAGCGUCGUCCACAUCACCGGACCGCUGAUCCGUAUCCUGGGCGACCGGUUCGCCUGGAACGUCAAGGUGGCCGUGCUCGAGUGUCUGGCGCUGCUGCUCGAGAAGGUGGGCGUCAUGCUGAAGCCGUUCCUGCCGCAGCUGCAGACCACCUUCCUGAAGGCGCUGGUCGACCCGCACAAGCAGGUGCGCCUGCGUGCGGCCACCGCGCUCGGCCGACUGAUCCCGAUCCACACGCGCGUCGACCCGCUCUUCACCGAGCUACACAGCGGCAUCCGGUCGGCAGAGGACACUGGCGUCAGGGACACUACGCUGCAGGCGCUGCGUAACCUGGUGGGUCCGGCCGGCGACAAGAUGGGCGACGCCGUGCGAAAGCCGAUGCUGACCACACUGCUGGACCUGCUGGGUCACACGGAGGAGAGCACCCGGCUGGCGGCGGCCGGCUGCCUGGCCGCCCUCUGCCGCUGGCUGCCACCCGACGAACUGCACGUGGCCUACCGCGACACCAUACUGGAUGACGACAGCAUGCUGGACUGGACAGUGCGACACGGCCGCAGUGCUGCCCUGUACGUGGCGCUCAAGUGCGCGCCCGAGCAGGUGCUAACCGACGACUGGACCAAGCGCACCAUCCGCGUCAUCGUCGGCUACGUACAGGCGGACCGGCCUCCGCUGGUGAUGAACGGCCUGCGGGCGGCUGGCUAUCUAUUGCGCCAUCAGCUGAGCAGCGCCCAGGGCGCGGCCGGCUCGCCGCUGCUGGCACCGCUCGUCCGCUCCAUCAACAACAACAGCAACGAGGUGAAGCAGCUGUCGGCGCAGGUGGUGGAGCUGCUGGCCAGCGGACACCCGGAGCCGCUGCCGGCCGACGUGGCCCGGCUGGUCAUCCCCAUGCUGGUGAACGGCACCAAGGAGAAGAACACGGUGGUGCGCGCCUGCGCCGAGAGCGCGCUCGUUGCGGUGCUCCGGCUCCGGCACGGCCAGAGCACACAAGAGGAGAUGCUGGCGAUGCUGGACGCGGGCGCGCGCGACUCGCUGCAGGAGGUGAUCAGCAAGGUGCUGCGGAAGGAUGCCGCCUUGUCAGGCCAGCAGGUGCUGGACCUGGACGAGACGGUGCUCAGCUGAUGCGGCCCGGACGACGGACGGGUCGCUCCCGAGCGGCGGUGGGCUCUGCUGAUGGGCACGGGAAAUGCAGAGUUGUUUACUUACGGCGGGUGUUGUUUCUGGGCUGCCGGCUUUACUGUAAGUGGUGUGGCGUCUGCUUAAGCAGUUGUGUGUUGAGAAUACGCAUGGCUAUCCAGGUUUGCCGCGCUUUGCGAGGGCCUGUUUUGAGCACGUGGACUGCGUGGGUGUGUCGCACUCGCGCCAGCUGCCAUGGGUUUCGUAAAUAAAACAGCGCCGCACCGCCCAAAAGUGGUCUGCUU